UUCCAUCUAAAAGAAUUGCAAAAGCAAAAAACUAUUGAAGACUAAUAAAUGCUGACUUGUCAAACGAACGUAAAAUUUCCACCGAUUUUUCUAGUCAAAAUUUUGGACGGUUUAAAGGGCAGGAGCAAAGAAGCUUGGCAUUUCCCAUAGUCAAAUAGAGCAUACACGCACACCAGACCCAAACCAUUCUUGUCAAUAAAGCCUACAGAUCAAAUAUAAAAAGUUCUCAAAACUCAAAAACACAAAAACAGUUUUCACAGUUUGUUAGAAAUGAGAAAAUCGCACUCUUUGGUAAGUCUUUCUAUGCAGGCUCUCAUGAUUCCUCUCUUUCUUGUUCUCCUUCUUCCUCUUCAUGUCUCUGCCUCAGAUUCUGUAUAUGAAACCUUUGUCCAAUGCCUAUCAAACCAAACCAACCAACCAGACCAAGUUUCCAAUAUAGUAUACUCUCAGACCAACCCUUCCUACACAACCGUACUUCGAGCCUACAUUAGAAACUCCCGGUUCAACACUUCAACCACUCCAAAACCCACAAUGAUUGUGACCCCAACACAAGAAUCCCAUGUUCAAGCCACAGUGAUUUGUACCAAAAACAUUGGGAUUCAACUCAAAAUCCGAAGUGGCGGCCAUGACUAUGAGGGUAUCUCUUACAUCUCAGAUGUCCCAUUUAUAAUCCUAGACAUGUUCAAUCUUCGAUCCAUCACUAUCAAUCUUCAGGAACAAACCGCUUGGGUUGAAUCUGGUGCCACACUUGGAGAACUUUACUAUAGAAUUUGGGAGAAGAGUAAAGUUCUUGGCUUCCCUGCUGGUCUUUGUCCCACUGUUGGUGUCGGUGGCCACUUAAGCGGUGGAGGGUACGGCAGUAUGUUGCGUAAACAUGGGUUGUCGGUGGAUCAUGUUCUUGAUGCAAAGCUAGUUGAUGUGAAUGGAAAGAUUCUUGAUAAGGAGUCAAUGGGGGAAGAUUUGUUUUGGGCUAUUAGAGGAGGUGGAGGAGCGAGUUUUGGAGUUAUACUUUCCUACAAAAUCAACUUGAUUCCGGUACCGGAAACUGUUUCGGUUUUCCGUAUUGAGAGGAGUUUAGAUGAAGAGGAGAAUGUUACUGACAUUGUCUAUAAGUGGCAACAGGUUGCUCCUACGACAGAUGACAACCUUUGGAUGAGGAUGUUGGUACAGCCUGUGAGUUCUAAAGUGAAUAAGGGGGAGAAGACUAUUAGAAUCUCAAUUUUGACAAUGUUUCUGGGAAAUGCUGAGGAACUUGUGGCAUUGUUGGAUAAGGAUUUUCCUGAAUUGGGUAUGAAGAAGGAAGGUGUGACGGAAAUGAGUUGGAUUGAAUCAGCUGUUUGGUGGGCUAAUGUCGACAAUGGGACAUCCCCAUCUGUGUUGCUUGAUAGAAAUCCUGACUCGGCGAAUUUCUUGAAGAGGAAAUCGGAUUAUGUGCAGACCCCAAUUUCGAAAGAUGGGUUGGAAUGGUUAUGGAAGAGGAUGAUUGAGCUUGGGAAAACCGGGUUGGUUUUCAAUCCGUAUGGCGGAAAAAUGAAUGAGAUCCCUGCUUCUGCUACUGCUUUUCCACACCGUGCCGGAAAUUUGUUUAAAAUCCAGUACUCUAUGAAUUGGGAUGAAGAGGGAAUUGAGUUAGAAAAGAAUUACACAGCUCAGAUAAGGAGGCUUUAUAGUUACAUGACUCCAUUUGUGUCCAAGAACCCAAGAAGUGCAUUUCUCAACUAUAGGGACCUUGACAUUGGUAUCAACAACAAUGAUAAGAACAGCUAUGAAGAAGGAGAAGUUUAUGGGGUCAAGUACUUCAAUGACAACUUCCAUAGGUUGGUGAAGGUGAAGACUGCAGUUGAUCCACAUAAUUUCUUCAGGAAUGAACAGAGCAUUCCUACUAAUCCAAUUCUCUUGCCGACUGCAGGAGUCCACUCAGGCGUGACCAGAUUGUUGUUGACAUCUAUCCUAUCACUGGAGAGACUAAUGGGAGGCCUGAUGUACCUGCUCCUUGUGUGGGAUCUUCAACUUCAGAGGAUGAACUUUUGGUCGUAAAUACUACAAGCCCUCCUUAGAUGUACUGAAUUAUAUUGCUUACUUCGUAUAACAAGCUGUUCUUUUAUUUGUUUUUA
Molecule: messenger RNA, 2114 nt
Organism: Quercus robur (English oak)
Lineage: Eukaryota; Viridiplantae; Streptophyta; Magnoliopsida; Fagales; Fagaceae
Product: berberine bridge enzyme-like 21
Exons: 2
Coding region: 271-2037 (588 amino acids)
Molecular function (GO): oxidoreductase activity; FAD binding
Source: RefSeq, a predicted model, not a curated record